Messenger RNA from Epinephelus lanceolatus (giant grouper), 1526 nucleotides. RefSeq lists its product as uncharacterized. Gene Ontology annotation, cellular component: nucleus; cytoplasm. Lineage: Eukaryota; Metazoa; Chordata; Actinopteri; Perciformes; Serranidae. Gene Ontology annotation, biological process: positive regulation of canonical Wnt signaling pathway; protein polyubiquitination. The record is from RefSeq and is a predicted model, not a curated record. Gene Ontology annotation, molecular function: RNA binding; ubiquitin-ubiquitin ligase activity.
GUUUACAGACAGCCGUCAUAAAUUCAAUUUCCAGAUGUCAGCUGCUUUAAUAUUAAGCACGGGGGUUAUAGUUUGGAUUAUAAUAUGAGUCCGUGUGGGGGGGAAAGCACAGAAUAAAUAAGACGAAUCUUUUAGUAAAAAUUAACAUUAUAUGACGCAGAUUUUAUGAAGUAUUUUGUGGAUGUCUGAAUGUUGAUGUGAUUGGAAGAAGCUGUGGACUAAAAAGUUGUCAGAGGUAAAAUCUUCUGUAAAACGGCACAUUAUAAAGUUACAGCGCGGUGUAACAUGGCACCUGCAAGCAGUGAUUUAAUGUGAAAAGUCAAAUAUGGACGAAGAAGAAGAUCUGGAGACACUUGGUGAGAAACUGUACACUCUGAUUUACCCCAAACACAAAGAGAAUGCUGGAAAACUCACAGGUAUGUUGCUGGAGCUGCCAGGUCCUGUGCUGAGUCAGAUGCUGCAGGAUGAAGCCACGCUGACUGCUGCUGUGGAGAAGGCCCUCAGAGCCCUGCAGCUGGCACAGGAUCCCAGCAAGGUAACAUGUAAGGACGAGGAUGACGCAUCUGUGUCCUCUGACUCUCUGGGGGAGCAGCUGUUUGACCUGGUGGAUGUUUACAACACAGGCCACUCGCAGAAAAUCACAGGAAUGCUUCUGGAGCAGCACAAAGAGGUCGUGUUAAACCUUCUUUCAGAUCCAAAACUGCUGGAAGAGCAGGUGAACUUCGCCCUGAAGACUCUCAAGGAACAGAACAUGGAGGAGACAGACAUUAGUGACAUGUCGGAUGCUGAUGACACAGAGAGGCUGGGAGAGAAGAUCUUCUCACUGGUCGAGGAGCUGGAUCCACUUCAUGCAAAUGAUAUUACAGGUAUGCUGCUGGAGAUGGACCCAGCUGCUCUCCAACAGCUGCUCAGUGACCACUCGAUGCUGGAGGUUGCUGUUCAGAAAGCACAAGCAGCGCUGGACACUCAGAAUCAAACUCUCUCUACUUGAAGAGAAGAGGACAGGAACUAUUUGCACACAGAAUGAGACAUUAACAAAUAAAUGACUUUGAUGAGUUCAGAUAACAUAAUGUUGGGAAGAGCUGGCACAUUACUCCAGGAGAUCAUGGUAAUACAAAUUACUUAUAUAAGUAGCUACCUUUGUUUUAUACUGACUGUUGGAAGGUCUACAUUUGACUGGACUUACUGUAAAUAAUUAAACAGUCUAAUGAGCCUUUUCUUAGUUGAAAGUAAGCUGAUAUUGCCCCUUUUUUAGCAGAGGUGCUCAAUUUGCUAGUACAAUAUCAUCUUUCUCAGAUCAGUGGACUGAACACGUGCAAGUGCCAGUGUCGCUUGAUGAAAAUGUUUGUAAAAAGAGAGGAUUUAAUUGUAAGGCUGUAAAAUAUGUGCUUAUUUGAUAUAAGUGUUGCCAACGGUCAUGCUAUGACAAUUUAUUAGAUUUUGUUUUUGUACUGUACAUAACGAUGUAACUGUGAGAUGGUGAAAUGUCUUUGCUAACAGAAAUACAGCAGAUUGUAUAAAACUAA